Oikopleura dioica is the source of this 204-nucleotide messenger RNA. NCBI's taxonomy places the organism in Eukaryota, Metazoa, Chordata, Appendicularia, Copelata, Oikopleuridae. The record is from the annotation of a GenBank genome assembly.
AUGAACCUCACUUUUUUCGCUUUUUCGAUCAUCAAUUUCGUUAGCGCAAAUCCGCUCAAUUUACAACAAAGAUCGGCCGACGAGUACAACGAGUUUUUGGACGGAAUGAUGUUCGUCGGAAAGAGAUCUCCAUCACCAGGCUUCUGGGACGACUCAAAGAUGGCGAAUCUCAUUAAUGGCAACAACCUUUUUGGCGCUUUAUAA